Messenger RNA from Penicillium manginii, 942 nucleotides. RefSeq lists its product as uncharacterized. The coding region runs from base 1 to 942 and encodes 313 amino acids. Lineage: Eukaryota; Fungi; Ascomycota; Eurotiomycetes; Eurotiales; Aspergillaceae. The record is from RefSeq and is a predicted model, not a curated record. The transcript is spliced from 2 exons.
AUGCCAAGUUUUCUCUACUCCCAAUUCUUUGUUCGCCCGUCCUACCCUGAGCAGUCCUUCGCUGAUCAGACGGUGCUCGUCACUGGCGCCAACGUCGGCCUCGGACUUGAAGCAGCCCGCCAUGUCGUUCGCCUGGGAGCUGCCCGUGUCAUUUUGGCAGUGCGCAAUGUACCUGCCGGCGAAGAGGCCAAGAAGAAUAUUGAAACCUCGACCGGACGGCGUGUCUGUGAGGUGUGGGAAGUUGACCUAGCCUCCUACAAGUCGGUUGUGUCCUUCGGGGAUCGUAUCGCCCAGCUACCCCGACUCGAUGCGGCUAUUCUUAAUGCUGCGGUCGCGACUCGUAACUUUGAAGUCGCUGAAGGUUUCGAACGCACCAUUACUGUGAACGUCGUCAGCACACUGUUGCUCUCGCUCUUUGUCCUUCCAGUACUAAAAGCUACCAAAAAGAAGAUUCCGGAGAGCCAGCCACGGCUUACAUUCGUGGUCAGCGAAGUCCACGCCUGGGUUGGUCUUCCUGAGUGGAAGUCCGACAAUAUUCUGCAGACUCUCUCCAAUCAGUCAACAGCAAAGAUGAGCGAGCGCUAUCCACUGUCGAAACUUCUGGAAGUACUACUGGUCCAAGAGCUCGCUGGCAGAGUACGCGGAUCAGAGGUAAUCAUCAAUAUGAUCAACCCUGGUCUCUGUCAUUCAGCCCUGGGACGCGAGGGUGGGUUGUCGUUCUACCUAUUCAAACUGAUUCUCGCCCGGUCUACCGAGGUGGGAUCGCGAAUCAGCGCUGGGCUUGAAAGCCACGGCGCUUAUAUGAGUGACGGACACGUUGAAAACACGGCAUUUUCUCAGUUUGUGCGCAGUGACGAAGGUCGACAGGCGCGCCUCAAGCUGUGGGAUGAAGUUUCGGCCAUCUUGGAAGCUGUAAGGCCGGGUAUCAUGCAGAAUGUGUAA